Hyla sarda is the source of this 1499-nucleotide messenger RNA. RefSeq names its product dorsalin-1-like. Bases 300 to 1499 code for a protein of 399 amino acids. The record is from RefSeq and is a predicted model, not a curated record. Gene Ontology annotation, molecular function: growth factor activity; cytokine activity. Gene Ontology annotation, biological process: BMP signaling pathway; SMAD protein signal transduction. The transcript has 2 exons. Gene Ontology annotation, cellular component: extracellular region. Lineage: Eukaryota; Metazoa; Chordata; Amphibia; Anura; Hylidae.
GAUAAUUAGGCAGGAGCCCCUUCCAUGUAUUACAGUAGAGGCCUCCCUUCGAGCCCCCGUCCAGCAUGUUUAUAGAAUCUUCAUUAACUCCAAAGUGAUAAGCUUGGCUGGACAUAGCAAUCCAAACCCCAGAUAAGAGGCAGCGAACACUUUCUACAUCAUAAUUGUCAGGAUAGAAGCUAAAAAAUUAACUCAAAGAAGAGCCCUGCUGGGUUUAUUCCUGCCACGUCCAUCCAUUGCACACGAAGGAACCUCCGAUCCUGACAAUAUCCUAAUAACAGCUCCCGAGAAGGCCAAACAUGAGGUGGCAUGCCAGGUUACCAUUGCUGUGCUCUGUUCUAAUGGUCCUAGCACGGUCUACGCUGAACAGACCAUUGCCAGGAUGGAUAGAAGAAGACUUGACGCAUCAUGAAGAGGAGGCAGAGGAGGUUCUCAGCGCCUUGACUGGGACCAUGAAAGAGCACUUGAAAGAAAGUCUGAACUUUACAGGAGUCUUAUUUCCAGAGAAGACCCCAAUGAAGCUUCCUCAGUAUAUGAUCGAUCUCUAUAACCGGUACGCUGAUGAUAGGACGUCCAUGCCGGUGUCCAACAUUAUCCGAAGUUUUAAUGUUGAAGAUGUUGUGUUGUCAUCUUCCCGAGAGAACCUUCUCCAGAGUCAUAUCCUGCUGUUUAACGUCACCAUCCCGCAGCGUGAGGCGGUCACCAAGGCUGAGCUGAAGCUGAAGCUUUCCGGUUUGGGGCACCUCAGCCUGUUUGACGUCAUACACCUUGAACCCUCGGAGAACCUGAUGGACCCCAAUUCCUUUUUAGGUGCUAAAGAUGUUUCAGGACAUGAAUCUGUAACCAUGGAUGUCACCAAAGCUGUGAAACGAUGGAUAAAGUCCAAGGUGCAACUGAACAAACUGGAGAUUUUUCUGAAGACGAAGUCUCCAUUGGACGCAUGCUUGAAAACCAAAAACUUUACUAUCGAUUCUGACAGAAGUCACCCCCCGAUUUUAAUUGUGUUCUCAGAUGAUCAAAGUGAGAGCAACAUGAAGGAGAAUCCCAUGGAUCUUACCCAGAUGAUGCUCUAUGAGCGAAGUAACAACCUCGGCACUAUUUCCAAAAACACCACGGUUGGUGAUGGUGAAGGACACGAAGCCUUAGGAGAAGGAAAGACCAGGUCAAGACGCAGUGUAGAACGGAACCACUGCACAAAGGCAUCUCUGAUGGUCAACUUCAAAGACAUCGGAUGGGACUCCAUCAUUAUCUUCCCUCCCAGUUAUGAUGCCGGCCAGUGCGUCGGAAAUUGCUACUAUCCCCUGACGGAUAACCUGACGCCUACAAAACACGCCAUCGUUCAGUCAUUGAUGCACAUGAAAAAACCCAAAGAUGUCGGGAACGUUUGCUGUGUCCCGACCAAGCUGGAGAGUGUGCAGGUUGUAUACCGGGAAAACAGACAGACGUACAUCAAGAAAAACUAUGAAGACAUGAAAGUAGUUGAGUGCGGCUGUAGGUAG